This is a messenger RNA of Dictyostelium discoideum AX4, 336 nucleotides long. RefSeq names its product S60 ribosomal protein L31 (gene rpl31). Gene Ontology annotation, biological process: translation. Gene Ontology annotation, molecular function: structural constituent of ribosome. The record is from RefSeq and is a predicted model, not a curated record. Lineage: Eukaryota; Evosea; Eumycetozoa; Dictyosteliales; Dictyosteliaceae. Gene Ontology annotation, cellular component: ribosome. The transcript has 2 exons. Bases 1 to 336 code for a protein of 111 amino acids.
AUGUCAUCAUCUGAAGCCGUCACCAGAGAAUACACCAUCAAUCUCCACAAGAGACUCUACGGAACUACCUUCAAGGAUAGAGCCCCAAAAGCUGUCAAACAAGUCAAGCUCUUUGCUCAAAAGAUCAUGGGUACCAAAGAUGUCCGUAUUGAUAACAAAUUAAACAAAUUCUUAUGGAGCCAAGGUAUCAAGAACGUUCCACACAGAGUCCGUGUCACCCUCUCAAGAAAGAGAAACGAAGAUGAAAACGCAACUGAAAAAUUAUACACUGUUGCUUCAUUAGUCAUCGUCAAGAGCUUCAAAGGUCUCCAAACCAAAAAAGUUGCUGACAACUAA